CACAACACGAGUGAAACAAACUUCUGGCUACAAUUUCAUCACAUUUAUUUCGGCACCAAACCAAGGUUAAACAUAAGUGUCAGAUGCUCCUGUGGAGACGCUACUGACAUAAAACAUUCAGUUUGCACGUAACAGUCGAUCCUCGCUCACCUGAAUGCGAAUAAUCGCGUCUUCUUCUCCGUCGUAACUAGAAAAAGACUCACUCAACGAGACCGCCAUUUUACCAAGGGGAUUCCCUCGCCUGUGAUUGGACACAACCUACCACGUGAUACAAAUACAAGGGAAAUCCCAAGAUGGAGGGGGAUCAAGACGACCCAGAAUUUCAAAAACCGCCGGCUGAAGUGAAGUAUGAAUACUUGGACCACACUGCAGAUGUCCAGCUUCACUCUUGGGGAGAUGACAUCAAGGAGGCAUUUGAACAGGUUGCCAUGGCGAUGUUUGGUUAUAUGACAGAAAUAGAAUAUGUUGAAAUGCUAGACAAGCAAUCUAUAGAAGCACAAGGUGAAGAUAUAGAAAGCCUGUUGUUUCACUUCUUGGAUGAGUGGCUCUUUCUCUUCUCUGCAGAGCCAUUUUUUAUAGCUAGAAAAAUAAAAAUAACUGAAUUUGACGAAGAAAAUUUUAGGAUAAAAGCAGUCGGGUAUGGAGAAGAGUUUGACCUUGACAAGCAUCCCCAGGGGACAGAGGUCAAGGCCAUCACCUAUAGCAACAUGCAAGUUCACAACACAGAGGAAAAACAUGAAAUAUUUGUCAUCAUAGAUAUCUAAGAGAAUCUUCAGUGUACUACAGUGAGAGUUUACCUGUAGUGAUAUCUUAGUUCACGACACAGAGGAAAAUCAUGAAAUAUUUGUCAUCAUAAAUAUCUACCAUGUAAGAGAAUCUUCAGGGUACUACAGUGAGAAUUUACCUGUAGUGAUAUCUUAGUUCAUGACACAGAGGAAAAUCAUGAAAUAUUUGUCAUCAUAAAUAUCUACCAUGUAAGAGAAUCUUCAGGGUACUACAGUGAGAGUUUACCUGUAGUGUUAUCAUAGUUCAUGACACAGAGGAAAAACAUGAAAUAUUUGUCAUCAUAGAUAUCUAAGAGAAUCUUCAGUGUACUACAGUGAGAGUUUACCUGUAAUGUUAUCAUAGUUCAUGACA
This is a messenger RNA of Lingula anatina, 1137 nucleotides long. RefSeq names its product tRNA-splicing ligase-activating factor archease. NCBI's taxonomy places the organism in Eukaryota, Metazoa, Brachiopoda, Lingulata, Lingulida, Lingulidae. Gene Ontology annotation, biological process: tRNA splicing, via endonucleolytic cleavage and ligation. The record is from RefSeq and is a predicted model, not a curated record. Gene Ontology annotation, cellular component: tRNA-splicing ligase complex.